Anneissia japonica is the source of this 3113-nucleotide messenger RNA. Its product is annotated as SWI/SNF-related matrix-associated actin-dependent regulator of chromatin subfamily A-like protein 1. Gene Ontology annotation, cellular component: nuclear replication fork. The transcript has 15 exons. Gene Ontology annotation, molecular function: ATP binding; ATP-dependent chromatin remodeler activity. The record is from RefSeq and is a predicted model, not a curated record. The coding region runs from base 141 to 2612 and encodes 823 amino acids. Gene Ontology annotation, biological process: replication fork processing; DNA repair. NCBI's taxonomy places the organism in Eukaryota, Metazoa, Echinodermata, Crinoidea, Comatulida, Comatulidae.
CUUUGGCCUGUUUCGCUGGUGUGUGUGAUAGCGUUGUAGCCUGGCCUAGCUAGGCUUAGGUUCUGAUGGUAAAAAGAACCUAUGAUUAACCACUUGCUUAAGUCUUGAGCUCUGUGUCAAGUAUACAAACGUCCUGUAAAAUGUCAGCGACAACACUCACUGCAGAACAGUUGAAAAGAAUUGAAGAGAACCGUCGUAAAGCGCUUGCAAAAAAAUCUAACCGAUUAAAUCAGGCCACAUUAUCAAAACAGAGUCAACCAAAGAAUGUGAUCAAACCAACUAAUUCAACACCAACAGCUGUGGACUCAAGUGAAAGAGGAUUGAAUUCCAGCAAAGGCAGUCUUGUCAGACAAACAAAUGCUCUAAGCUUUAACUGUAGUAAAAGUGUUGAGGAUUCUGGCAAAUACAACCAAAUAAGAUCAACUACUGCAGUAAACUAUAGUAAAAGUCAGGCCUUACACAGAGGACCCCAAUCAAGCCUUGGUAAGGUUUGUCCACCACAAGUGCAAACGCAAUUAAAAGCAACAAGCUCUGCAAGUUUUGUCACCAGGAAUUUCUACAGCUCAGGACAAUCCAAAAGCACCAUUGGUCAUGAUAAGAAGACCCCACAAUUGGCAUCUCAAUUCUCAUCUCGUGCAAGAAGUACUAAUGUGAAAACCUCACAGAUUUCUUCAACAAAGACGGGACAUUUUACAUUAAUAUCAAGAUCUCAUUUUUCUGUAAAUAUUCCCUUUAAUGCAAAAAUAAUUGAUAUUUUCAAGCAGAUGCCCACAAAGUCUUACGAUGCUGUCAAUAAAAUCUGGAACUUUAAUCUGAGUGACUAUGACAAACUUUGGAAAGCACUCAAAUCUGCAGGGAUGGAGAGUGAUCUUGAGCCACUUCCAAAAGCUGUUACUACUACAUUCAGACAACAGAGGCAUGGUGAAGAUAAGCCACUCACAGCACCAGAGGUCAACCUGAACUCAAUUGAUAGUGAGCUGGUAGAAGCCCUUAUGCCAUUCCAAAGAGAGGGUGUCGGUUAUGCAAUAGAAAGGCAUGGUCGUGUAUUAAUGGCGGAUGAUAUGGGCCUCGGCAAGACAUUUCAGGCCAUCUGUGUGGCAUGUUAUUACCGGGCUGAAUGGCCGUUACUAAUUGUGUCACCAUCAUCACUCAGAUAUGUAUGGAAAGAGACGUUACAGAAGUGGCUACCCUCUAUAGACCCUGAUAGCAUCAAUGUGGUGCAGAAAGUUAAAGAGAGUGGCACAAGUGGAUUGAUCAAUAUUUUGAGUUACGACCUGAUGUCCCGAAAAGCUGCCGAGCUGAAGUCCAAGAAAUUUCAUGUGGUCAUCAUGGAUGAGUCUCAUUUCCUCAAGAACUUCAAAACUGCAAGGACGAAGGCUGCUAUUCCCAUAUUGAAGAAUGCGUCCCGUGUGAUCUUGCUGUCAGGAACACCUGCCCUCUCAAGACCGAGUGAGUUGUAUGUCCAGGUGAACGCAAUUGACAACACCCUCUUUCCAGUAUUUCAUGAAUUUGGACUUCGUUACUGCAAUGCCCAUCAGAAUAAGUGGGGCUGGGAUUACUCAGGCUCUUCCAACAUGACAGAGCUGCAGCUCCUCCUAGAGGAACGAAUCAUGGUGAGAAGGAUCAAGAAACAGGUGUUAUCUCAGCUGCCAUCCAAGACCAGGCAGGUGGUGAUGCUGGAUCCAGCAUUGGUCAACACCAACUGCAAGAGUUUCCUGAGCUCCUCAAAGGGAAUGGCCAAUAGUAAGAGUGGAAAUGACAAAUCUGCACUGCUGCAAUAUUUCAAUGAAACUGGAUUGGUCAAGAUGAAGGCAAUCAAGGAUUAUGUUGUUGACCUGUUAGAGUGUGGUUGUAAGUUCUUAGUGUUUGCUCAUCAUCAGGCAGUACUUGAUAUGUUGUGUGAAGUCUUGAAGGAAAAGAAAAAGGGAUUCAUGCGUAUUGAUGGAUCGACAAGUUUAGAAAAACGGCAAGAGAACUGUGAUGUGUUCCAAAUGAAUGACGAGUGUGUGGCGGCGGUCCUGUCAAUCACAGCUGCCAACUCCGGUCUUACCCUCACUGCAGCAUCCCUCGUCAUCUUUGCAGAACUCUUCUGGAAUCCUGGAAUCUUGAUGCAAGCAGAGGAUAGGGUACACCGCAUUGGUCAGAAAGAGUGUGUAAUGAUUCGCUAUCUGGUUGCAAAGAACACUGCUGAUGAUUAUAUAUGGCCACUUAUACAAGAGAAGCUAAAAGUUCUUGGAAAGGCAGGAUUGUCUAAAGACAAUUUCAACAAUGCUGACAUGACCAAUUUUAAGGAUCCAAAACAGAAAGACAUUUUGUCAUAUUUUGAACGAUCUUUCAUUGAGGAUGACAUGGAAGACGACGAAGAAAUCCUACAACAGAUCUCUGAAAUGGAGGAUGCUGCAAUAUAUGAGGAGUUAAGUCAAGAAUCUGCAGAUGUUGAUACACCAGGCGACAUAAGAAUUGGUGGCAAUUCAAGUGAUGAUAUAAAGACUCUCAUGGGCAAAAAGCGCAAAGUUUCCCAGGAUGAGAACCUAAAUAAAACUCUAUUUAGCAGUGUUUCAAACACUGUGCAUGAUACAGAAUCGAAGCACAAAAAAGUUAAGCAAUCUUGAAAAUAGAAACAAUAUCAGGAAGUAUUUUAGAUUCCUAAGUCUUAUAUUUAUUUCCAUUUUGUGAAGUAAACAAAACAUGUAGCCUGGAAAAAUUAUUUUGAUUGAUCAUUUUAAUUAUAUACACAAAAGAUUUUUUUUUUUAAUCUGAAGAUGAUCCAUGUAUGCAGGCUUAGUCCUAUUAUGUCAUAGGUACAGAAUAUUCUCACAGGACUAGUCUAAUAUGGGGUUAUUUAAUAUCUCUAUAGAUUUAUUCUUUUAAAUUUUAGCAACAGUUUAUUGUAAUACCUUCAUGGUUGAUGAAAUUUUCUAAAGUAAUUGAUUAAUAAUAAUGUUAACAUUUAUAUUUUGUGGGGGUGCUUGUGCUGACCCAUUCCCCACGUUAAACAAAAACUACAAAACAAAGCAGAGAAUAUAUACAAAAUAUAUCUAAAAAAAUAAAUAUGCAUGUACACUUGCCAUUCACUGGAUGGAAUUUUCAUUAAACAAAGUCUUUGAGGCUCA